This is a messenger RNA of Lasiosphaeria miniovina, 700 nucleotides long. RefSeq lists its product as uncharacterized. The record is from RefSeq and is a predicted model, not a curated record. The annotation marks the transcript as partial. Lineage: Eukaryota; Fungi; Ascomycota; Sordariomycetes; Sordariales; Lasiosphaeriaceae. The transcript is spliced from 2 exons.
UUUCUCACCAAAGGAAGAUGUCUUUCGUUUCUGAGGAUUCUUCAACCUCCAGAGAUACAGGCCGAGCUCCAAGCGUAGUUCUAGAACAUACUCGAACGCCUCAAGAUAGAGAGCCAGCACGAAAGAGCAAAAGCCGUAUAUAUUAUUGCAAAUAUUGCUUAGCAUGGAGUGCUCAAAACACAACGAACUUCCGACAACACCUUCAAUCAAAGAACGGAAUCAUAGCUCCUAACCAACCGAGAAAGGUUGACGAGCUCAGCAACACUACAUUGCAAUCUCUAUAUGAGAAAGCAAUGACGAUCAACCAGACUUUGAACUUGAUGCUCAAAUCUUCAAACGAGCGCUAAAUAAAGAAGUUAUUACACAGGCGAUUGUUUCGCUUAUUGUGGUCGACAAUCUUCCUUUCCGGAUAGUCGAAAGCCCUCGAUUCCAUACGCUCUGCAAAGCUCUCAAUCCAUCAGUAUCAAACGAAGUCGUUUCAGCACAUUCCACAAUCAAAGAACACAUCAAAAAAUCUUGGCUUUUUCACAAAGAUAUCGUUCGGAAAAAACUUCAAUCAUCUCGCUCAAAGAUUCACCUUUCCAUCGAUGUCUGGACUUCUCCGGAUCAGAAACUAUUCCUAGCAGUUGCUGCUCAUUUUGUGGAUUUCGGAUCGGAAACCCUCCAAAAGGCACUUAUCGGACUUCCAUCUAUCACAUCA